This is a messenger RNA of Gracilinanus agilis (Agile Gracile Mouse Opossum), 7561 nucleotides long. RefSeq names its product FAM20A golgi associated secretory pathway pseudokinase (gene FAM20A). The transcript is spliced from 11 exons. Bases 244 to 1893 code for a protein of 549 amino acids. The record is from RefSeq and is a predicted model, not a curated record. Gene Ontology annotation, cellular component: Golgi apparatus. Gene Ontology annotation, molecular function: protein serine/threonine kinase activator activity. Lineage: Eukaryota; Metazoa; Chordata; Mammalia; Didelphimorphia; Didelphidae.
GGGGCUUGGCCGCGACCACCGAAGAGUGAGUGGGUGGCUGCCACGGACAAACUGGACAGCAGCCUUGCCAGCCAGCCCUGAAUCUGCUUUCUAGGCUCCUCCAACCGUGACACUCUUUUGCUCCUACCUUUCGGAACACGGAGCCUCCCCGCCUCAUCCAUUCCUCCUUAAGAUCCGGUUAGCCCGCCUCCCCCAGCCCCAGUUUGGCCCCUUCAGCCCCACAGCCAUUACCCGGGUUCCGCCAUGCUGGGGCUCCGCCGGGACCGGCUUCUGACCCUGCUGCUACUCGGGGUGCUGCUCUCCGCUGACCUCUACUUCCACCUCUGGCCCCAAGUGCGGGUCCAGUUGCGGCCACGGGGAGGUCCGGGGGACUGCUCUUGCCCCGUUUCGGCUGCUGACCCCUCCGCCCCGCCCCCAGAUCCCGCGACUACCACAACCUCCCGCCCUGGCGGAGCUGCACACAACUUUUCCCAACUAAGACCAAGCGAGCAGAGUGAUGAGCCGGACGGCCGCAGCACCGGCCGCCCAGGCCUGUCUAAGCUGCAAAGCCUCUUUGCCCACCCGCUCUAUAGCGCCCUCUCUGAGCCGCCUCUGCAGGGACCGGAGGACACUCUGCUCUCCAGCCAGGAAGCGCUCCGCUAUUACCUGAGAAAGGUGGCCCGUUGGAACAGGCGUCAUAAGAUAUACAAAGAGAAACUCAACCAGACUUCCCCAGAGACUCCACUACAGUUCCAGCAUGAGGCCAGCUGGGUCCAGUUCCAACUGGGUAUCAAUCGCCAUGGGUUGUACUCCAGAUCAAGUCCCACAAUCAACAAACUCCUUCAUGACAUGAGGCACUUCCCUACCAUCAGUGCUGAUUACAGUCAGGAUGAGAAGGCUUUGCUUGGGGUAUGUGACUGCACCCAGAUUGUGAAGCCCAGUGGAGUCCACUUGAAAUUGGUUCUGAGGUUCCAAGACUUCGGGAAGGCAAUGUUCAAACCCAUGAGACAGCAACGGGAGGAAGAGACACCUGAAGACUACUUCUACUUCAUUGACUUUCAAAGGCACAAUGCUGAGAUUGCAGCUUUCCAUCUGGACCGGAUUCUGGAUUUCCGUCGUGUUCCCCCAACUGUGGGGAGGCUGUUGAAUGUCACCAAGGAAAUUUUGGAGGUCACCAAGAAUGAAAUCCUGCAAAGUGUUUUCUUUGUCUCCCCAGCCAGCAAUGUGUGCUUCUUUGCCAAGUGUCCAUAUAUGUGCAAGACUGAAUAUGCUGUCUGUGGUAACCCUUACCUGUUGGAGGGCUCCCUCUCAGCAUUCCUGCCAUCUCUCAACCUGGCCCCAAGAUUGUCUGUGCCCAGCCCAUGGAUCCGAUCUUACUCACUGGCAGGGAAAGAGGAGUGGGAGAUGAAUCCCUUGUAUUGUGACUUGGUGAAGCAGACUUACCCAUAUAAUAGCAGCAACCGUCUCCUCAACAUCAUUGACAUGGCGAUCUUUGACUUCUUAAUAGGAAAUAUGGACCGUCACCAUUAUGAAAUGUUCACCAGGUUUGGGGAAGAUGGAUUCCUCAUUCACCUGGAUAAUGCUAGAGGGUUUGGGCGACAUUCCCAUGAUGAGCUCUCCAUCCUCUCACCCCUUUCCCAGUGCUGCAUGAUAAAAAAGAAAACACUGUUGCACCUUCAGCUGCUGGCCCAUCCAGACUACAGGCUAAGUGAUGUGAUGAGAGAGUCACUUCUAGAAGACCAACUCUCUCCUGUGCUCACAGAGCCCCACCUCCUUGCUCUGGACCGGAGACUACAAGUCAUCUUAAAGACAGUGGAAGGAUGCAUUCAGAUUCAUGGAGAGCAGAAUGUUGUAACCACUGAACUAUCAGAACAUUCAUCCCCAAACUCUGACCAAGCAGAUUUAGCAAGCUAGGGUCUGGAGGGGAUAAGUGGAAACGUCAAAUUUUAAGAGAAGUCCUAGGAGAUCAGCAGUGGGCUUAACCAUCAUUCACCUGUUGCCUCUUAUUUCUGGUCUGUGCUGAGAGACCAGUCUCAAAAAAGGUGUCAGGAACUCAGCUGAUUACAACAUAGCAACAAAAAUCUCCUGUUCUGCAACUUCAUUCUCUGAGACAAUAUUUUUAUGACAAACUGCUGUCAUUUUCCCUAGACAGCAGGAAUUCCACAAAGCUCAAAACAGUACUCCUUGGGCUAACAUGGCAAGUUACCGUAAAUUCCCAGUAGGAGACCAGUUGGAGAAAAGGAUCUAAGUCAGUUAUCCUCAUAUGGAGGUUUCAAGAGUUUUGACACAGCUCCUAGUUAAGACAAUUAACUGCAGAUUAAGAGGCUUUGAAUAAAAAGACAAGUUUAGUGUACACUUACUCCCUCCGAUUCUAGUUUUAAUUCUGGGAAUGAUGGGAAAAUAAUGCUUUGUCCAGCAUAAAAAUUUGUAGGAUACCCAAGGUAGGCUUUAAAAAAAAAAAAAAAAAAGGCAAAGUGGAGCUACCCAACUAGACUAAGACUAAGGUUCUUAACCCUCAUUCCCACCUUUAGAAUUCAAUUGAAAUACAGUGAUCUCUCAAUGCAUUCCAAAGACACACUUUAUCAGAAGCUUUGUUAGCAGAGGCAGAGAUAACAACAGCUUAUAUAGAGAGCUUUAAAGUUUGCAAAGAGCAUUACACACAUUUAGCCUCACAACAACCCUGUGAGGUAGGUUUGGUUUAAUAUACAAUAAGAAUGUUUCUGGACAUCAGAAAAGGAGAAAGUACAUUAAUUUAGACGGUAUUUUAUGUGAGAUAUUCCAGAUGACAAAAAUAUGUAUGAGAGCCUUGGGAUAGAGGAAAGAAAGGGACAUAACCAGGACACAAACUAUAUAGGGACGAGUCUGCUAGAAGACUGGUGGAUCAUAUGUUCCUAUGUUCCUACCAGCUCCCAGAAGUAGGCUUUCAGUAAUCACUACUGGGUUAGUCCCUAAAAUCAUCCUCAGGGAGACUAACAGGGUGGGGAGGAAACACAGGAAAUUGGUUUAUCUUCAGGGCCUGCCACACCAAUAGGCAUACCGAUUUCCCAAAUACCUUUCUACUUGAAGUCUGAACAGGGGACAGUUUCAUUCCAGAAAUAAAGACUUUAAAAUGCAAUUGUUUAGCUAAAGGACCCCACUGACAUCUAUCCUAAACUUGACAAAUGAGACUAACAAAAUAGGACAAAAUAAUAUCAAGUGCUUGUUUUUCCCAUUUGGGCCCUGAAAAGCAGGGCCAACAAGGGAAAGUCUCUGAAGAUAAACAUUUUUGAGGAAUGACCCAAUUUUUCUAAGGUGAGCUGUCACCUUCAACUGCUUAUGACCAAAACAAAGUGUUGAGAGGAAGUGGUACUUUUCCUGCACACACAACUUAAUAGAAGUCUGUCCACCAGUCAAUACUGCUUCAUGCAAGGUUUCUUUUAUUUUUAUUCUAGCCACAGUAAUUAUAAAAAAACUUCAUUUUCAGAAUUAGAGACAUUACUUUUCUACAGAAGACUUCUUAUUACUUCAUUAGCCAUUAUUCCUAUUUAUCUCAUUUGUAUGUUUUAGGAAACGGGACAAUCAGAGGGAAUAGUAAAUAAUAAGUAUUGGCAAGGUCCAGGUUCAACAGAAGCUGUUAUUCAGCUAAGGGGGUGCAGUGGUAGAACCUCAGCCUAGCACAGCCCUAUUCCAGUCUUAAAGUGAGUCAUUUACAACUGCUACAAUUACACAAAUACUUAAUUUGGCUAAUUUUGAAGCACCAGAAGGCAAGCUGUUGCCUCCACAAAGAGAAGGAUGGGGCAGGAGAGGCAGGACAAUAACUUCACUAGCAGUUUUUUGCUGCUUUCAGAAAGCAAAGGGAUUUUUCCCCCUAUCCUGCAUUCCUCUACUCCUCUCACCCCUUUUAUCUCUGGAUUUUCACAAAAUCUAAUUAGAAACACUAAAAGUAGUCCAGGAAAUGGUUAAGUUGAGCUAAGAAUUCAAAUUUAGCUGUGCAGGGUACUGAACUCCUUUUUCUUCAUCGUUGAUAUUCUAAUACCCUUACUAACCAAUAUUCAAAGGGAAAGAGGGGGCUUUUCUGUCAUUCUUAGUACUAACCUCCAAUAUUUUUAACUCCUGCUAAACUUCAAUGAACUUUAGGAACCAAAAUAGUGAUAAAAAUAAAGUUCUCCAUCUAGUGGUAGGGUUUUUUUUUUUUUUGUCUGUUUUGUUUUCCACUUAGAAAGUUGCGUGUUCUACUAAAAAUGCAGAAGCAAGGAACCAUUUGGCAAAAUGAAUAUAGUUGCAUUGUUUUAGGGUAGGAUGAGGUCACAGACCUUAAAUUAAAAAAAAAAUUUAGCCAUGUAUACACAUCAAAGCCGAUUACUAUGGAAAAUAUCCUGUUGAAAUAGAAAGAAUAAAGAAACCCCAAUACCUCUUCUGAUCCUCAAAUCUAUAGACUCCAACAGCUUUUAUGACACAAAACCUGGGGGCAUAUAAUAAGGAGCUAUCUAGACAUGCAUUCCUGUCUCACUUUAAUUUAUCUAGAAAUAUAUUGGGAAAUUUCUUUUGGUCCAUACCUAUGAUUUCAUUGGUAUAGGUAACUAAUUCACCUUAUCAAUGAAAAAGGACAACUUAUAGUCUUAAAGACUUAUUUUGGGACACACAGGCAAUAUAUAUAUUGUGGGAUUUAAAAAGAAGUGGGACCUAAACCCAGACUUUACUGAUUCGGAGAAUGCUCUCUAUAUUACACAAUACUGGGUAUAAUGGGGGGGGGGGAACAGCACUUUUAGCUAUGAACUUAGUUUGGGAUAAAAAUGCUUGUAUUAUUAAAAUUCAGUUUAAAAUCAUGAAACACAUCAAGAAAAACUAUAUCAACAUGAUGUCGAUAAGAAUUCAAUUCAAUAAAUAUUUACUGAGCUCCUACUAUAUGCAAGGCACCAUGGGGGGAUACAAAAGGAAUAAGACACAGACACUGCCCUGGAAAAGAAAGGCUCCAAUCUGAGCUAUCAUUUUAGUGUUCUGCUUUGGCAAAGGGCACAUAUAUAUAAAUAUAACUAGGGAUCAUCCACCCAAGGAACUGCUAUUGAGUUGGAUUCUGUUUUGGCUGUAUCUAUUUUGUCCAUGGCCCCAAAACAAUACUGAAUAUGAUUAAGCUGUUUGCCUUGGAAAGCAACAUAAAUGGAAAAAUGUUUUUCUGACAUUUGAAUAUAUACUAGUUUUAAGUUCCAUUACAUGUGAGGAUAGAUAAAUAUAUUUGUGUGAACUAAACUGCUGUAUAUAUUAGAAAGCUAGAGGCCUUCUGCCUAUGGUCAGACAUCUGAGGACUGACCAACUGGAAGCAAAGCUAGUAUGAAGAUAAAUAUAAAGCUAAGCAAUAUGUCAAGAUUUACAUCCAAAAUAAUAUGCUGACUGACUCAAGAACUAUCAGCUCGGUCUUUCUUUUUCUGUAAAGUCUUGGAAGAAAGCUCAAAGGUAUUAAACCUUUUGUCUUCAGAGUGGGGAAAAAAAUGUUUUGCUCUGGAGGUCCCUCCUAGUUUUAAAAUGCUAUGAUUUAUGUAGUCAGUCCAAGACUGACCGGCACAGUACUUUUCUUGCAGUAAAUUUACCAUCAAAAUAUAUUUCAGAUCCAUUCUUUGGUUGACAAAAACUAACAUGGGUCUCUCUAAAAGUAAACUCUUCUUAGUAUAUUAAUAAACAUAGUCCUACCCCUAAUUCACUUCUAAUUAUAAUCAUUUCUGUUUUCUGUUUAAGAUUAUUAUUGAAAGGGAGAGGGAAAGAUGAUGAUAUUUAACAAUUUAAAUCAUUUUUAUUUGCUUGAUCCGCCAUUAGGGCAAUCUUUAACAAAAGUAACAGAAAUAUAUUAGGAUGUACAGUAUAGAGACUGAUAGGUAACAAUACAAAAAUGGUCCACUCGUCAUCUACUGGUUGCUUUCUAGGGCGGUAGCUAAAUGGGGCUUUUGAAAAAUGAAUUUCAAGGCCCUGAAUGUUAGCUACAAUAACUAUGCCAAUUGUGGUUUCUCACACAUAUUUAAACCAUUCACAACGGUAAAGCUAGAACUGAUCAAUGCUUAACCUAGAUUUAGCUUACCUUAAAAUCUUUUAGGCAAAAAGUACAAAUGGGAGUAAAAACAGGAAGUUAAAAGAUUAAGCAGGGAAACUUAAUUAGGAUGCAAGCAUUAUUAUAUUUACCUAAAUAGAUAUAGCUAAGUGUAUAUAGAUGUAUACAAAUAUAUACUGGAAAGUGUGCAUUUCUGUGGCAUUCUAAACUUGUUUAGGAACAUUUCUGACACAUUAAUAAAGAUCAGUCUUUACAGUAAAUAAUAAGAAAAACUUAGGAUACAGAUAAAAGAAUUUUUAAAUUGAAAAAAAUACUCAUACAUGAAGGUAAGCAUUAGAAAACCCUUAUUCAACCUUCUGUUGAAAAACAGAAAUAUUUAUACAUGGUGACUUUUUACCUUCCCAAGGCUUGUGCCGUGGGAAUAAGUUUUACAACCAACAGUCUGAAAACCACUUAAAUCUUGGAACAAAAUACACUGCGACCAAUGUAAAUAUCCAAGAAAAAAACAGAAAGCAUUAUUAAAGCUCAUUGCAUAACAUAAAAAUGCUUGCUUCACUCCCAAGUUCAAUUCUCUAAGAUUACAAUGAAAAUGAAACCUUAAAAUGGCUUACAUUAUGAAAAUGUGGAAUUUAGUUUUAAAAAAACUGCUGAGUAUCAUUGACAGAAUAAUGUAACAAAAAGCUGGUAAAUAUUGAAAUAUAUUAAAGACUCAGAAAAGUUUUACUUACACUUCAUAGAACAUCAUAGAAUGUUAGGCUGAAUGAGAAAGGAAACCUGAUAUGGCAUUUUACAUAAACUUAAAACACACACCCACAUACAUACCCUCCCCACCCUCAACCCAGCAUAAUUUCUGGUUAACAUAAAAGAAAAAAAUUAAACUAUAUGCACUUUUAUGGGACAGAAAAAAGUACCUGACACCACACUUGAUCUACCUCACAAUUCCCACAUUAGCCAUAGCAUCUCCAUUAUUCCAUAGGGACAGAUUCUUCCACAUGUAUAUACUCCCAAACAAACCCAUUUCUUGGAAUCAGGCAGAGAAGCUUAUGAAGAAGUCAAAUGAAAUAUAUGCAAGAAGCAAAAGCUACAAGUGAGAAGAAAGAAUGUCCAUCUCAUUCUUUCACUGGGUCAAAUGUCUAACAUUUAGUAUUUGGCACUAAUUGGGUAAAUGGAGUACUCGCUCUAUAAUUUGUGAAUCACUAGACAAAUUUAGUUAAACAUUAGCCCAGUUUUUGCUUCUAAGAUUUGGAAUCAGGCUGUAAAGCAGCUAAUGGCAGCUGGAAACAGUCAAGCAGAGAAGCUCUCUAUAAAUUAGGGAAGUUGUAUCUGUAGCUAGUGGUGAACAGAAGCAGGCAAUCUAGCAGGUCCAAAAAAAUCUGGAAGUUUUUAACAAGAAACCAAACAUAUUAAGUCAUCUGAAAACCAGCAGACGGUGGGCACAUUUCCUGCUACUUCUAAACUACCAUUUGACUGUAAGCAAAUGUCUCUCCAUUGUACCGAGAAUUAGAGUACUCAUGCAUUUUUAAACUUUAGAGAAGCUCGGUAAGGAGGUUUUUUUUUUUUUUUAAA